Molecule: messenger RNA, 1962 nt
Organism: Fusarium keratoplasticum
Lineage: Eukaryota; Fungi; Ascomycota; Sordariomycetes; Hypocreales; Nectriaceae
Exons: 11
Coding region: 1-1962 (653 amino acids)
Biological process (GO): urea transmembrane transport
Cellular component (GO): plasma membrane
Molecular function (GO): urea transmembrane transporter activity
Source: RefSeq, a predicted model, not a curated record
AUGGCGCUCAGUCAUCGCUCGGACGAGAGUCCAGAAAUCCCAUCCCCACUCCCGCAAUCGGUUGGAUAUGGCGUCGUCGUGGCAGCUGGACUUGCUUUUGCUUUUGGCAUGAUCGGAGUGACGGCUAUUUUGAAGAAGACUCUCCACGAAGACAACUCCAAAGCCGAGACGUUUAUGGUUGCCAACCGUCGAGUCCGAACCGGCCUUGUCGCAUCGGCUGUUGUAUCUUCCUGGCUCUGGAGCACAGCACUGCUCAGUUGUGUCUUUGUAACCUAUAGCUAUGGUAUAAGCGGUGCCUUUUGGUAUGGUGCGGGAUGCUCGACUAUCAUCGUUUUCUUCGGGUACCUCGGUGUCGUGUGCAAGAGCCGAAUUCCUGAAGCGCACACGAUCCUGGAAGUCAUUCGGAUUCGAUAUGGCACCGUGGCUCAUCUCAGUUUCACCUUUCUGGCGGUGGUCAACAACCUCCUCAACACCAUCAACAUGAUUCUAGGUGCAUCUGCUGCCAUUUCGUUUCUAACCGGAAUGCACAUCAUGGCUUCAACUUUCUUGCUGCCGCUUGGCGUGGUUCUGUAUACACUUGUUGGAGGCAUUAAAGCUACGUUCUUGACUGAUUACAUCCAUACCUUCAUCAUCCUCAUUCUGUGCUGCUGGCUCACAGCGAAGGUCAUCGCCUCAGAAUACGUGGGAUCGAUCGGUGGCCUUUACGAUCUUGUUGUUGCUGCACAAGAGGCACAUGUCAUUGAAGGAAACUACAAAGGCUCCCUUCUCACCAUGACAUCCCAGCAAGGCAUCUUCUUCGCCAUCAUUCUUCUCGUCUCCAACUUUGGAGCAGUAGUCAUGGAUACGGGCUACUUUUUGAAGGCGUUUGCUGCAUCGCCUAAGGCUGUUGUGCCUGGAUACGUCGUUGGAGGCAUCUCAUACUUCAGCGUUCCCUGGUGUCUUGGAACAGUGGUCGGGAUGGCUUCGCUUGGGCUUGAAGCCUUGCCCAUUUUCCCGACAUACCCGAGGGCCAUGACAGCCGCCGAAGUAACGAAUGGUCUUGCUUUGCCUUAUGUUGCGGUCGCCGUCGCUGGUAAAGGAGGUGCCGUUGCAGUUCUCCUGAUGACAUUCAUGGCUGUCACAUCCACAUUGUCCGCACAAAUCAUCGCCGUCUCUUCGAUCUUGACUUUCGACAUAUACCGUGUUUACUUUAACAGAGAGUCUAGCAACGAGCAGGUGAUCCGCUGGGGGCACAUCGGAGUCAUUCUAUUUGGUGUCGUGGCCGCUGCCUUUACGGCCAUGUUUCACUACAUCGGUGUUGAUAUGGGGUGGACUCUCUACAUGCUGGGUGUUCUCACGUGCCCUGGUGUCAUACCCGUCAUCUUUACCAUCAUCUGGCGCAAACAAAGCAAGAUUGCUGUCAUCACUUCUGCCUUCUUAGGCAUGGGAACAGGCCUCGGAGUUUGGCUCGGCACUGCGUACGCCUUCUCUGGAGAGGUAUCAGUUGCAUCAACCGGAGGAACUCUGCCCUGCAUGUACGGCACGGUUGCCUCACUGUUCAGUCCCAUGCUGUAUAGCAUCAUCAUCUCGCUGAUCCGCCCCGAUAACUACGACUGGAACGACUUCAAAGAGGAGAAGCUAGUCAUUGACUCGGACGAGAAUGAGCAGCAGCAAUCCUCCCAAGACAAGUCAGUUACGAGCAGCAGCACGAUUGAGAUUCCACAGGAUGAUACCCAACGUCGAUGGGCAAGGUAUGCUCUUUGGUGGGCUAUUGCUACGUUCCUCGGUCAUUGGGUUCUCUGGCCACUUCCCAUGUAUGCUGCGAAUUACGUCUUCAGCAAAACAUUCUUCACUGCGUGGACCGUCGUGUCUCUCAUAUGGCUGUGGUGGACAUUGCUUGCAGUGGGAUUUUAUCCAAUCUGGGAUGGUCGCGAGCAGAUUAAGACUGUUCUGCGCAAUAUCUGGAAGCUCUGGCGCUCCUAG